GGGCAAAUCAUUCUGAUCCACAUUGCCGAGUUCUUUCUUCCGAAUGGAAAACAUUAGAGGUUCAACUGAAGCGGUGGUGAGAACAGCGAGGAUGGUUCGCAAUCUCAUCUUCCUAGUAAUGCAUCUGGAAUCUCGGGUUAUAGGAGGGUUGGCUAAUCUAGUGAUGAAUAUGGUGGAUUGGACUGUAAAGAUGAUGAUCUAUUUAUGGGAAGCUCUCAAGGCGUACUGGCAAUCGAUCUCAAUGAUUGCUAAGUCAGGUGCGAUUGCUAACAAGAUGAAGACUUUGUCGGGUGCUCUCAGAAAGCAUCUCAAGAAAGAAAAGAAGAAGGGUCAGCCAAAGGCCAGACUGGUCGGAAAAUUUGCGCUGUUAUCUGCUGUAUUUCUUCUGCGGGAUACAGAGUUGAUGAGAUCGAAAUAUAAUAAAUAUGGGACUAUAUCGUUUCCUUUCUUCCUUAUUUGCCUCGCCUCGUUAACAUUUCGGACGGAAAUUUUCAGUCGGAACGGAGUGCUCCCCCGUCGAAGGGCUGGCUGGAAGGUAAAUUCAAUGCUGGACUCCACCUGUUUUAUUCUAGCACUUUUUUUUGAAAAAUUUUAUGAUAGAGUCUCAGUGCUGGGUUUUGCAUGGCGGUUUAUCUUCUGAGUUUAUUGGUGGUAUUAGGACCACAGAAAGACUUGGGAUUCUUCGGUUUAAUCAUGGGAGUAAUUGGAUCCAUUACUUACAACUGCUUCGGGUUCAAGUUUCUGACAUGGGUAAUUGCCGGUAUCUGUUUGGUGUUGUUCAGUUUCAAGAACUGGUUAGACAAGAAUUGGUUAGAUUCAGAAGAAGAUGAGUCACCGUCCCCACCUUCAUAUACCGUAGUAAGAGCCGGCAUGGUUCUGUGUUUCCCAUACUCCAUUAUUGACCUUGCAGUCGCCGUUUGCCGGUCAACAGAGCUUGAAUAUUAUAAAAUCUGCUUAUAUCCUGUUUUGUUUCUUUUGUUUCUGCGGAUGCCGGUGCGUGUCGUCGUAGAGAAAUUGAAUAGGAAUGAUUUACCCCUCUCCAAAAUGGUUAAAGAUAGAACUCUAGAGGUGAUCAAAUGGUUGGUGUAUUUCUUUUCUUUAGAUUUCUUAUUUAUUUUUUUAUUUUCUUUUUUGUAACAAGAGGCAGCAAAUUUCUUAAUUUCUUUGUAUAUUCCACCCUAAGACUUUUUACUUUUACUUAAAAGCGAUUACUGCAACAUCGCUUAGGUCUUUGGUAUCCGUGUUGAGGCAAGGGGUUUUGGUGAUUUAGGAUGUUCUUUGCAGAAAAGAAAAAAUAUAUGUUAUAUGAUUGUUGUCUACUUGAUGAUGGCAUGAGAUUAAUGGUGGUAAGGAGUUGUUUUAGGGCAGUUUGGAGUGGAUGUCUUAGCUGGGGGAGGUAUGGGUACAUAACAACAAGAUCUUUAUCUUUCCAAGUCACUUUAUGCCUACUCUGGUGGCGUUCUUUUCCUCCAUUCUUUGUCAUAAGUAGAAAUGGACUCCUUGUAUGCUGCUGCUCCAUUAUUGUGGUCUCUCAGCCUCUGCUCAGUUUGGUUUUUCCACUGUUUCAUCAAUAGGUCUCUCCUCGGAGGUGCUGUGUUGCUUUGCGCAACUAGCUAGUCUCAACUCCUGAGUUCCUCUCCUGGUACUGUAUUUCAGAUGAGUAACGGUGAAGUAGAUGUAAUGCUUUUUCAAAACACGAAAAAAAAAAAUAAUAAAGGGCCUGUUACCCU
Rubroshorea leprosula is the source of this 1730-nucleotide messenger RNA. The record is from the annotation of a GenBank genome assembly. NCBI's taxonomy places the organism in Eukaryota, Viridiplantae, Streptophyta, Magnoliopsida, Malvales, Dipterocarpaceae.